Boleophthalmus pectinirostris (great blue-spotted mudskipper) is the source of this 1624-nucleotide messenger RNA. RefSeq names its product glutaredoxin 5 homolog (S. cerevisiae) (gene glrx5). The coding region runs from base 110 to 586 and encodes 158 amino acids. NCBI's taxonomy places the organism in Eukaryota, Metazoa, Chordata, Actinopteri, Gobiiformes, Gobiidae. The record is from RefSeq and is a predicted model, not a curated record. The transcript is spliced from 2 exons.
GCGUGGACCGAGCGUUGAGUAAGAGCUUGCUGGCUGUCACCCUUGUAGUAAAUUUAGACCUCCUCUUCCUUUUUAGUUUGUCUGUUUGGAUUUAAUCACCUCAGAUAAAAUGAAUAACUUAAUGUGGACGGCGGGACGGUGUUUGCGGUCCGGAUCGGCGGCUUUUUUCCUCUCUAGACCGGUGGACGGAGGAGUGCGCCUGGCCUCGGCUCGGCUCAUGUGCACUGCUAGUUCGGACAUUCAGAAAGACCUUGGUGAAAUGGUGAAGAAGGACAAGGUUGUGGUGUUUAUGAAGGGGACACCUGCUCAACCCAUGUGUGGUUUUAGCAAUGCCGUGGUACAGAUCCUACGAAUGCACGGAGUAGACCAUUACGCUGCCUACAACGUUUUGGAGGACCAGGAUCUCAGACAGGGCAUCAAGGUAUUUUCCAAUUGGCCCACGAUCCCCCAGGUUUACUUCAAUGGCGAGUUUGUGGGAGGCUGUGACAUCCUACUCCAAAUGCACCAAAAUGGAGACUUGGUGGAGGAGCUGAAGAAGCUAGGCAUUAGCUCUGCUUUACUGGAUGCCGAGAAGGAAUCAAAGUAAAGACACAAUAAGGGACAUUUGAGGAUACACAGAGACACAAGGACAUUGAGGGGUGAUAAUCCUGUUCACAUUGUUAAACAGGAACACAUUAGAGUGUGCUGCUGGUUUUGAGAUGGCAUAACAUUCUUUACUAUGGGAGUGUUAAAUUGAGGAGAGGGCAGGCAAGAUGUCUAUUGUCAGUUUUGUGGUCUGGAUAGAUAGAUAGAUAGAUAGAUAGAUAGAUAAUAUGUAGGGAUAAUAGAUUGUAACAUAUGUACCUCCAAGAUAUGUUUUUGUUUUUUGGAUAUUUCAAGUGAAUUUCCUCGUGCCUCCCCCUUUCAAAUAUGUGACAUCAUCUACAAAUUGGAAAGAAGCAAAUUUCUGUGACAUCAAGUCUUUGGUAAUUGUGUUAUUAAAGAAAUAGUCCUGUAUUUUGAAUAUUUGUGUUAAAUCUGCUAAAAGUCUGAAGCCACAUUUACAUUUAUGGAAAUAUUAAGCUAAGUUAGUGGUUUCUGUGGCCCCAUAACUGACAAUAAUUCACUGUAUGGAAUAAAAAAAAUUAAAGAGCCUAUAUUGCACUACUACUAUUAGGAUCCAUGGUAAUUGUAUUUUCCCAUCAGAAACCUAGAAACUAACCAGAAAACACACCAGAAACUUCCAAUGUAAUGCUUCACUCACCUUAUUUAUAUAUUCAAAGGUGCAGGUACAUUGCGAAUCAGGUUACCCUUGUCGUCUUUACCAUUUUAAAUAUUUGCCUUCUUCAUUCACUGUAUCCACUUCAAAACCAAAGCCACAAUUACAACUCACCUCUAUUACAUAACCACUACUCAAUAAUCUUUAAACCUAAAUCCAAAUGUGUCAAUGUUGUGACAUUACUACACCUUCCAGAAGGCAAAUGGACAGGAUUUUUAGUCUAUGAACACAUCUCAGUUUCUGCUGUACAGUUGUAUUAUCAUGUAGUACACUGUAAAAUAUUGUACAUUUAAAGUGUAUUAUCAAAUGUAUUUUAGUUGUAUGAGAACAACUUGAGCACUAUUAAAUAUUUUGACACAAAAGUUA